GGUUUGUCUGUUGAGAGUGCGCUUCCAUUUAUUUUGUGACGACGUGCCUCUCUAAACACCAGCUCUUCUCGUUCUGUCCGUAAAAGACAAAGAAACAUGUCCGACGAAGGAAAACUUUUCGUCGGUGGCCUGAGCUUCGACACAACAGAAGAAUCUCUGGCUGAAGCUUUCGCUAAGUAUGGAAACAUAGCAAAAGUUGAUGUCAUCAGGGACAAAGAAACGGGAAGAUCUCGUGAUUUCGGCUUCGUAAAGUACGAUAAUGCCGAGGAUGCGAAGGAUGCAUUGGAUGGCAUGAACGGGAAGUCAGUUGACGGCAGAACAAUUCGUGUGGACGAGGCAGGCAAGGGUGGUGGUCGUUCUGGAGGCGGAGGUGGUGGAUUCAGAGGGUCCAGAGGAGGCGGUGGUGGAUAUGGCGGUGGAGGGGGGAGAGGAAGAGGUGGUGGAGGAUAUGGUGGUGGUGGUGACAGGGGAUAUGGUGAGAGGAGCUGUGGUGGUGGAUACAGGAGUGGCGGUGGCGGAGGAUACUCUUCCGGUGGCGGAGGAUACAGGGACAAUAGGGGCCAGGGAGGCUACGGGGAUCGCUCUGGGGGAUCCUACAGAGACAGCUACGACAGUUAUGCUGCUCACGAGUAAAAAUCUGCCCCCCGAUUCAAGAUCAUCCCUUGGCUGGCUGUAUUUAAAAAGAUGCGCUCCUCUCAAGAAAUUUGUCCACGUGUUGACCUGAUGAUUUUUUGUAGUCCUAUUCUGUGUUUAAGUAGCUCGAGCGUCUUUAAAUUUAGCCAUUGGGUUUCGGCCAUUCAUUUACAAACCAUGUUUAAUAGAAGUUCCAGUUGGAGAUGUUCUCUAAAGGAUGCAUCUCUAUUUGCUCUUAUGGCAUUUCAAUUGAUAAAGCAUAAUGUCUGACUUGUUGGUGCUGCAAAUUUAGUGAACUCAAAUAUUGCUUCACAUGGCUGUUUGUGAAUAACAGCCUCAGUUACUUUCUACGCCCUGUUCCUAGCCAGCACUGUCUGACAUCACCAUUUGAAUCCUAAAUAUUAAUAUUGGGGAUAUCAAUGGGGCUUGUUAACUUCCUGUUUUUGUUUUAAACGACAAUGUCCGACCUACCUCCUGCCAAGUUUUAAAACAGUUUAAAAAAAUAUUCCACUUAGAUGCUUUUGAAAACUGGCCGGGAAGUGCUUUUUGGAUUUUAUGAAUGCAUUCCUUGUGUUGCUAGGCAGCAAUGCCUUCACCCAUACCAUUGAGGUUCUUGAUAUAGCCGACGGUCCUGUGUUAAGUUUCCAAAAAGAGUGAAUUCCUUUAAGGCUGGUGACACUGCACGCCUGAAGUGGCCGGCUGUUCAUGAAGUUGCAAAUUGCAGUGGGCUACAGUCUGCCCACGGUGUUUUGCUCUGCUCAGAAGCCUGCAUUUUAAAUGUGCUUGUUAUAAUGGACUUAACUUAAAGAGAACAACAACAAAAAACAAUUCAUACUGUUACUACUCUUCCCCAAUAUUCCACCUGGGAACGAUUUUGUACUUUCUGUUCUUUGUAUCAUCAACAUUGAAGAUAUUUUUUUUUGUUGUCAAUUUUGGCUUCAUGGAGCCCAUUAAAACGAUUUGUUGAAAAUA
Messenger RNA from Oncorhynchus nerka (sockeye salmon), 1605 nucleotides. RefSeq names its product cold-inducible RNA-binding protein B-like. Gene Ontology annotation, cellular component: spliceosomal complex. NCBI's taxonomy places the organism in Eukaryota, Metazoa, Chordata, Actinopteri, Salmoniformes, Salmonidae. The transcript has a single exon. Gene Ontology annotation, biological process: positive regulation of mRNA splicing, via spliceosome. Bases 97 to 633 code for a protein of 178 amino acids. Gene Ontology annotation, molecular function: RNA binding. The record is from RefSeq and is a predicted model, not a curated record.